GGGUUUGUGAAGGGGGACCCAGGAAACUGAGUCCUGAAAGCAAGGAGGAGCUUCCAGAAUGAAGGGCGCCGUCAGGCCUCCCUGCCUUUGCUCAAGCGGUUCCUUCACCCCAAUCAAGUUCCUUCCCAUUUCUCCAUCUGUGGGGAUCCUGAUCGUGCACCUCCUCAGAGAAGCCCUCCUGGGUUCUCCAAUUCUAGUUUAUUGCUCCCUCCUGUCGAUCCUCCUGCACGCUCAUCGGGCUUGUGGACAAGGACUGGUAUGAGGAGAGGAUUCCCUGGAUCGCGGAGGGUCUGUAGAAGCAGCGCAGCCCGUUCCGAGGAUGCCAAAGGGGCCCCGGCAGAAGGGAAGUGGCCGUGCCCGGCCCUGCCUGCCACUAGAUCCCCACUCAUCUAUGACCGCUCAGUCCUGCUCUCCUACCAGACACACCUUUCCGCAAAGCCAGCGCACCCCACCCACUAUCUGCCUAGUCUAAACUCCAAGGCUGGGCGAGGCACUGAUCCACGGCUGGAACGACUCGGGGCAGCCUCUGGGUGAACAGCAGCGUGUACAUCGGCAGCGAACCAAGACCAGCGAGCCGACCAUGCGGCUGCACCGACUUCGGGCGCGGCUGAGUGCGGUGGCCUGUGGGCUCCUGCUGCUUCUAGUUCAGGGCCAGGGCCAGGACUCUGCCAGUCCCAUCCGGACCACACACACGGGCCAGGUGCUGGGGAGUCUUGUCCAUGUCAGGGGCGCCGAUACCGGGAUCCACACCUUCCUGGGAAUUCCCUUUGCCAAGCCACCUCUAGGUCCGCUGCGAUUUGCACCCCCUGAGCCCCCUGAAUCUUGGAGUGGUGUGAGAGAUGGAACCACCCAUCCGGAUGUGUGUCUUCAGGACCUCACCAUAACGGAUUCCGAGGUUCAGAGCCAAGUCAAUGUGACCAUCCCUUCCGUCUCCAUGUCUGAGGACUGCCUGUACCUCAGCAUCUACACGCCGGCCUACAGCCACGAAGGCUCUAACCUACCGGUGAUGGUGUGGAUCCACGGUGGUGGGCUUGCUUUUGGCAUGGCUUCCAUGUAUGAUGGUUCCAUGCUGGCCGCCUUUGAGCACGUGGUGGUAGUCACCAUCCAGUACCGCCUGGGUGUCCUGGGCUUCUUCAGCACUGGAGACAAGCAUGCAACUGGCAACUGGGGCUAUCUGGACCAAGUGGCCGCACUACGCUGGGUCCGACAGAAUAUCGCCCACUUUGGAGGCAACCCUGACCGUGUCACCAUUUUUGGCGAGUCUGCGGGUGGCACAAGUGUGUCUUCGCUUGUUGUGUCCCCCAUGUCCCAAGGACUCUUCCAUGGGGCCAUCAUGGAGAGUGGCGUGGCCCUCAUGCCCUGCCUCAUUGCCAGCUCAGCAGAUGUUAUCUCCACGGUGGUGGCCAAUCUGUCAGCCUGUGGCCAAGUUGACUCUGAGGCCCUAGUGGGCUGCCUGAGGGGCAAGAGUAAAGAGGAGAUUCUUGCAAUUAACAAGCCUUUCAACAUGAUGAUCCCCGGAGUGGUGGAUGGGAUCUUCCUGCCCAGGCACCCCCAGGAGCUGCUGGCCUCUGCUGAGUUUCAACCUGUCCCCAGCAUCAUUGGUGUCAACAAUGAUGAAUUCGGCUGGAUCAACCCCAGUGACACAAGUAUCUAUGACACUCAGAAGGAAAUGGACAGAGAGGCCUUCCAGGCUGUUCUGCAAAAAAUGUUAACGCUGAUGAUGUUGCCGCCUACAUUUGGUGACCUGCUGAUGGAGGAGUACAUUGGGGACAAUGGGGAGCCCCAGAACCUCCAAGCCCAGUUCCAGGAGAUGAUGGCAGACUCCAUGUUCGUGCUCCCUGCACUCCAAGUAGCACAUUUUCAGCGUUCCCGGGCCCCUGUGUACUUCUAUGAGUUCCAGCAUCAGCCCAGCUGGGUCAAGAAUAUCAGGCCGCCGCACGUGAAGGCAAACCAUGGUGAUGAGCUUCCUUUUGUUUUUGGAAAUUUCUUCUGGGGCAACUACGUUAAAUUCACUGAGGAGGAGGAGCGGCUAAGCAGGAAGACGAUGAAGUACUGGGCCAACUUUGCUCGAAACGGGUGAGACGGCACACUCCUGCCUCAACCUCCCCGGGUUGGGGGGAUUGUGCCCAUCCAGCAAUCUCCUAGUCUGGGGUGACCUCAUGAGCACACUUGCAUCUGAAUCACGUGAUAGCCUUUUCCCCAGCUCCGGGACCCACUUGGACAGGGUGAUGGUGCCGUGGGACAGUGGACACGCUCCAUCUCCCCGCUCUACCUGGAGGGUGGGCACCAGUGCUGUGCCACCGUCAGGGUCUCCCUCUCAGAGA
Molecule: messenger RNA, 2324 nt
Organism: Mandrillus leucophaeus (drill)
Lineage: Eukaryota; Metazoa; Chordata; Mammalia; Primates; Cercopithecidae
Product: cocaine esterase-like
Cellular component (GO): intracellular membrane-bounded organelle
Molecular function (GO): carboxylic ester hydrolase activity
Source: RefSeq, a predicted model, not a curated record